ACAGCCCUAGUCGCGCAGUCGCUCAGUCGCGCCCGCGCAGCCACAUCGCACGCACGCGUCGCCGCACUCCCGCGCAACACAUCGCGAACACUCGUCGCGCAUCAAGUGCUACCGUAAACUAAAUACAUCUGUGACAGUGACAUGGUUUUGUGCUUUAAUUGGAUUCUGUGACGGUGAUACGGACCGGUGUGUGUGAGUGCAGCUGCAAGAGCGGUGAUGCGCCGCGAGCGCCGGCGAUCGACACAUGCAUGCCGCCCGCGCACCCGGUGUGGUUGUGAUGACAUGGUGGUGGGCGCUCGCGCUGCUAGCGCUGUCUGCGCCCGCCCGCCCCGCGCCUCGGGCGGGCAACGGUGAGCAAUUUUACAGUUACCAAAUGUCGCGCAAAUCGUGCGUGGCGGGCGGCGCGCGCGGCGCGUGCAUGUGGGUGCAGGAGUGCAACAGAGUGGGGGGGACGCAUGCAGGAGUCUGCGUCGAUGGAUUCAUGUUCGGCUCCUGCUGUCGGCUGCCAGAUAAACCUGUGCAUGUGGAAGAACCUGCACCUCCAGUCACAGUUACUGAAAAGAUAUACUCAACGCCAUCUAGUACGGCACACACUACAACACAACCGCCGGAGACAUCAACACAAACUAUUUCACGGCCGAACUGGCAAACUCAGCGGCCGUCGUUCAUGACCAAACCAAUAGAUGGCGCCCCCACGUCGUACAGCUACCGGCCGCCAGAAAUAAACUUACCUUCAUUAGGAAAUUUAGAUUCAAGUAGCGAACAAAAUAGUGAUAUAGUUAAUAAAAUACCUUAUAACAGUGUAAAUAAAUACCAAAAUGUAAAUAGGCCGAACAGUGAAGCGGAAACUAGUCCCCACAAUAAGAUUUCGUCUAGUCUUAGCAUAUUAUCUGGAGCGCGGCCGAUGGCCGUGUCGGAGCAACAUGCUGAUAACAGCAUCAACUCAGGUCAAUUCAUAUCAAGACCAAGCAACCUGAACACCAUCCACUGGCAGGCGACCACGGAACCAACCUUCAUCACGAAGCCUCGACCGUCCUGGGAGAAGCCAGCAGGCAAGCCGAAGCCCACAAAGAAGUUCACCACCACGACCAGCAAACCACAUAAGAACUACAUCAAGCCGAAGGAUCCUGCGUCCAAUAUGAUUAACAGGACCGAAGAGUCUACGUCACCGCCGAUUCAGACAACGUCUGCUACUAAUACUGUUGAAUGUGGUCUAACAGCCAUGUGGCCACGUCCAGAGUCGAGGAUCAUGGGCGGCAAAGACUCGAGCUUCGGUCGCUGGCCGUGGCAGGUGUCUGUGAGAAGAACCUCCUACUUCGGCUUCUCAUCCACGCACCGAUGUGGAGGUGCCAUCAUCAACGAGGGCUGGAUUGCCACGGCUGGUCACUGCGUUGAUGAUCUCCUGACAUCACAAAUAAGGAUCCGAGUUGGCGAAUAUGACUUCUCCUCUGUAUCAGAAGAAUAUCCCUUCGUAGAGAGUGGAGUAGCAAGGAAAGCUGUACAUCCAAAAUACAAUUACUAUACCUAUGAGUACGAUUUGGCUCUGGUGAAAUUAGAGGCUCCAGUCCAGUUUGCUCCUCAUAUAUCUCCAAUAUGUCUACCAGCUACAGAUGACCUGUUAGUAGGAGAGAAUGCUACCGUUACUGGGUGGGGAAGAUUGUCUGAAGGUGGCGUGCUACCGUCGGUUCUUCAAGAGGUACAAGUACCCAUAGUAUCGAACGAGCGAUGUAAGUCGAUGUUCCUGAGAGCUGGCAGACACGAGUUCAUCCCAGACAUCUUUCUGUGCGCUGGCCACGAGAGGGGAGGCCAUGACUCCUGCCAGGGAGACUCUGGAGGACCCUUGCAGGUAAAAGGAAAAGAUCAGAAAUAUUUCCUAGCUGGAAUCAUCAGUUGGGGUAUCGGAUGCGGCGAGGCGAACCUACCCGGAGUUUGCACCAGGAUAUCGAAGUUCGUUCCAUGGAUUCUUCAAACGGUCAAUUCUUAGACUGAAGCACUUAGUGCUUCAUAGUGGAAGGUGAUAAAGACAAAGUGAUGAACAGUGAAACAAAGACACGAAACGAGUUUGUGACAAGUGCAGAAUAAGUUACCUUCAAAAAUGUUGAUUGGAUUCAACGUUUUCUGAGGCGUUUAAUUAGGAAUAUCUCGCCAGGAGCUUGCAGAACUCGUGGUGGCGAGAUUCUGCAUCAACACCUUCGCCGGAGCUCCAACAUGGUGAUAUUUUUAAGCUUCACAAUAAACGCCCUGAUGACUGCUUUGAGGUUGUAGAACUCAUCAUGUAUACUAAUGACGGUGAUCUUGCUGCAUAUUCAAUGAUUUCGGAAUCAACAGAAGUUUGGAAUGUGUUAAGCUCCAAUUAUGAACGUUCUAAACGGGAAUUCACUUAGGUAGCGACCAAACGCAGGUAAUUCGACGUUCCGUGAUGUGCCUUAGGCAAAUUGGAAUGGUAAAUGUUGCCGUUCUGUGUCGAAGUAGCUAUUCCUGCCUUUCCGUCUAAAUGCUCAUUUGGUUUGUAGGCAUUAGGGGGAUGAAGAUUAGCUUCAUGAAUUUUUAUUAGUACUUUAUUGUGUACGAUUUAUUGAGCUAUUGUUUUAAUUCUUGUUGCUACAUGUUGUUUCUAAUAAACAACAUAUCUUUUUUUCUGAAAAUGACAUCACCCAGUCCUUUGAAGAAGUAAGAUUAAUGUGGUAAGAUCACCGCCAUAUAUGUAAGACUACUUCGCCUUAUGCACUUGAAACAAUUCUAUGUAAAUACAAUCAAUUUUAAGAUCAUUUUAAUCUUUAUUAGUUUAAUUUAUCCUAAGGCUCUGUAUGCUCAAAUGUGUAAAUAUACGUACGUAUGUAUCUUGCCGUUUAAUUAAGGUUAUACUAAUAAUACAGUAUUAUUUACUUUCCCCAGCAUUUGCAAUGGAAUAACACGUUUUGUAAAUAUUACCCGUAUUUGUUCCAGUUCCUUAGAAACCAGAAUGUUUAUACAAUUAGAUGAUGGAGUGGUCUGAGUUGGGAAUAUUAUGGUUAUGAUUUUAAACAAUAUCAAAUGGCUCGUUGUUUUUGCGGUCAUACU
Molecule: messenger RNA, 3060 nt
Organism: Spodoptera frugiperda (fall armyworm)
Lineage: Eukaryota; Metazoa; Arthropoda; Insecta; Lepidoptera; Noctuidae
Gene: Sb
Product: serine proteinase stubble
Exons: 10
Coding region: 245-1984 (579 amino acids)
Biological process (GO): proteolysis
Molecular function (GO): serine-type endopeptidase activity
Source: RefSeq, a predicted model, not a curated record